AUGGAGAAGGUCUACAGAGAAAAUGAAGGAAAGCCAGAAAAUGAAGGAACCAAUGAGGGAAAGUCAAAAGAUGCAGUAGAUACAGAAGAUGAAGGAAAGUCAGAUGAGGAAGAAAAGCCAGAAGUGGAGGGGAAGUCAGAACAUAAGCAGGAGCUCCAGAAUGAGGGACGGCCAGAAGACGAGGGACAACCAGAAGACGAGGGGAAUCAAGAAAAGCUGGGCAAGUCUGAAGCUGAGGGAAAACCACACGGUGAGGGCAAGCUGGAAUCCCAGGCAAAGCCAGAGAGUCAGCCGCGGGCUGCCGAAAAGCGCGCGGUUGAAGACUAUGUGCCCCAUAAAGCAAAAAGAAUGGACAGGGGGACGGACGAUUCCCCCAAGGACUAUCAGGACAACUUACGAAGGCAUCUGGGCAGUGAGGAGAUGAUGAGAGAAUGUGCAGAUAUGUCAAGGGCUCAGGAAGAGUUAAGGAAAAGACAGAAAAUGGGUGGUUUUCAUUGGAUGCAAACAGAUGUACAGGAUCCAUUCACCCCAAGGGGCCAACAGGGUGUCAGGGGAAUGAGGGGCGGAGGCAGGGGCCAGAGGGGCUUACAUGAUAUCCCAUAUCUUUAA
This is a messenger RNA of Mesoplodon densirostris (Blainville's beaked whale), 609 nucleotides long. It is a transcript of the gene TCEAL5, whose product is annotated as transcription elongation factor A like 5. NCBI's taxonomy places the organism in Eukaryota, Metazoa, Chordata, Mammalia, Artiodactyla, Ziphiidae. The record is from RefSeq and is a predicted model, not a curated record.